Messenger RNA from Penicillium coprophilum, 1686 nucleotides. Its product is annotated as sugar porter family MFS transporter. Bases 1 to 1686 code for a protein of 561 amino acids. Lineage: Eukaryota; Fungi; Ascomycota; Eurotiomycetes; Eurotiales; Aspergillaceae. Gene Ontology annotation, molecular function: carbohydrate:proton symporter activity. Gene Ontology annotation, cellular component: membrane. The transcript is spliced from 4 exons. The record is from RefSeq and is a predicted model, not a curated record. Gene Ontology annotation, biological process: carbohydrate transport; transmembrane transport.
AUGGCGGACAAGAAAGCAUCCCCAGAGAUCGAACAUAUUGAAUCCGAGAUAAAGACGGAACCGUUUACUCUCAUACCUCCCUCUGGAUCAGAAAGACAGCCAUAUGGUGAACCUGGUCUCAGGGGUAUCCUCACAAACAAGUAUGUCGCAACAUGCGCCGCAUUUGCAACAUUGGGCGGAGCGAUGUUUGGCUACGACCAAGGCGUCAUCUCCAUAACCCUAACAAUGGACCAAUUCCUUAAACGAUUCCCAGAGGUUGGCCCCAAUGCACCAGGUGCAGGAUUCCAGAAAGGAAUCCUCACUGCCAUGAUCGAGCUCGGGGCUUUCCUUGGAGCGAUGAACCAGGGAUGGAUUGCCGAUAAAUUCUCUCGAAAGUGGUCUAUCAUGGUUGCAGUGAUUAUCUUCCUUUUUGGAUCCGCAUUGCAGACGGGUGCUAUGACUUUCGAAAUGCUGGUAGGUGCCCGGUUUGUCGGAGGUAUUGGUGUUGGCAUGCUAGCUAUGGUGGCACCGCUAUAUAUCUCUGAGAUUGCGCCACCGGAGAUUCGCGGUACUUUGCUUGUUUUACAGGAACUUGCUAUUGUCACUGCUGUCGUGGUUGCGUUCUAUAUCACAUAUGGUACACGAUACAUUCCGGGUGAAUGGUCUUGGCGCCUUCCGUUUCUCAUUCAGAUGGUUCCUGCCAUAUUCCUCGGCGUCGGUAUUCCCUUCCUACCAUAUUCACCUCGUUGGCUCGCUGGUCGGGGCCGAGAUGACGAAGCACUUCAGGUUCUCUGUAAAUUGCGCGGUGUCGACGCUACCGACGAGCGUGUGAUCCGAGAGUGGGUUGAUAUUCGCUCCGAGGUAGCAUUUUGCAACGAAGUGAGUAUUGUGAGACACCCAAACUGUCAGGAUGGAAGUUACACUAGUCGUGCAAUGCUUCAUAUCUGGAGCUAUUUGGACUGUUUCCGCAAAGGGUGUUGGAAACGUACGCAUGUUGGUAUUGGAUUGAUGUUCUUCCAACAAUUCGGCGGUGUCAACGCUCUUAUCUAUUACUCACCCAGUCUAUUCGAAGGGAUGGGUCUAAACUACGAAAUGCAACUCCACAUGUCCGGCGUCAUCAACAUCUGCCAGAUGUUGGCAUGUUUCUGGUCCCUAUGGGGUAUGGAUAAAUUCGGCCGAAGACCUCUGCUCUUUGGCGGCGCCAGCUGCAUGGCUUUUGCCCAUUUUAUCAUUGCUGUUCUGAUGAGCCAAUACCAAUCAAACUGGCCUGCACAUUCCACAGAGGGUUGGGUUUGUGUCGCCUUCUUGUGCGUCUUCAUGCUGACCUACGGAGCUACUUGGGGCCCCAUCCCUUGGGCUAUGCCAGCUGAGAUCUUCCCCUCUUCGCUACGUGCUAAGGGUAUGGCGUACUCCACGAUGUCGAACUGGCUUAAUAAUUUUAUCAUCGGGCUUAUCACUCCGCCGCUUGUGCAAAACACUGGAUAUGGAACCUAUGUGUUCUUCUGUGUGUUUUGUGCCCUGUCAUUUGUUUGGACAUUGUUUUUUGUUCCGGAAACUAAUGGCAAAACUUUGGAGGAAAUGGACUCUGUCUUUAAGGAUAAUAGUUCGAGUGUGGAGACAGAACAGCGCGCGAGGAUUGAGGCUACAAUCUGGGCUCAUGCUGCGGGACGAUCUCAUGGCCUUGAAGGCACUCAUCAGAUUACAUAG